Molecule: messenger RNA, 739 nt
Organism: Notothenia coriiceps (black rockcod)
Lineage: Eukaryota; Metazoa; Chordata; Actinopteri; Perciformes; Nototheniidae
Product: P2X purinoceptor 7-like
Exons: 1
Biological process (GO): monoatomic ion transport
Cellular component (GO): membrane
Molecular function (GO): purinergic nucleotide receptor activity; ATP binding; monoatomic ion channel activity
Source: RefSeq, a predicted model, not a curated record
GAGGACACAAGACACCUCGGAGCCUGUCUGCUUCUGCCGGGCGUCAGCAUGGAUCAGGACCAUCAGCCUCCCCUUGACCAUAAACCUGGCCCGGCCCAAAAAUCCAGCCCCCCCGCCUGGUGUAAGUGUGCCCGCUGCACCCCCUCCUCCCUCCCCCAGGAGGAGCUGUGCUGCAGACGGAGCGAGGGCGCCUGCAUCGCCUCGUCUCCUCUGUUCCAGCAGUUGGUGCUGCGUCGCUCCCUGCUGGAGGCCGUCCUCCUGUACCGGGACCCUCUGUCUGCCCCCGCUGGUCCAGGCCACACCGCCCUGCGUCACUGCGCCUAUAGUCAGUACAUCAGCUGGAGAUUUGGGGUCCCACCCAGCAACAGCCACCCUGCCAUCCCCAGCUGCUGCAUAGGGAGAAUCCGGGGCGAGUACCCGAGUCAAGACGGGAAGUACAGUGGCUUCAGGCCCACCAGGAUGGUUUCCAUGCAGGCCUGCGCUAACGGAGAGCUGUGAGAGGAGGGGGUCCACUUUAAAGAUCAAAGACUCCUCUGUUGACUAACCCACUAACAGUGCUGGUACGUUAAAUCUGGCUUACAAAGUAAAACAAUCAAUGCAUUAACUUUGAAAGCUUGCGUCUAGUCAGAAGGCAAAUGAAAGGAUGACAACAAUUCUCACUGAGUCAAUAAAUCACUGCAUUUACUAAUAUCUGUCAAGUCACUUUGCAUCUUUGUAAAUAAAAGCAAUUUCUCUCAAA